Molecule: messenger RNA, 237 nt
Organism: Echinostoma caproni
Lineage: Eukaryota; Metazoa; Platyhelminthes; Trematoda; Plagiorchiida; Echinostomatidae
Source: the annotation of a GenBank genome assembly
AUGGCAUCCGCCGAUAACUCCAACACACCCAGGACAAAUCAUCAGUAUCGGAGUCGAUCAAGUGGCGAUCGGGAUCGUAGACAUUCGUGGGAUAGACGUAUGGAUUGUUGGGACUCUCCUGAUCAUGGACAUUCCGGUCGAAAUAUGAUGUCCGAUUUGAUAACAGCGCACCUUCGUCAUGUGGAAUGCAGUCUUAUUCAAACUAAAUCGGGACCGUCCGCCUCAUCAUCGAAAUGA